AUCCCUCGUCAUUUCGCACUACAGAUGAGAAAAUCGAUUCUUUCCCUUCUAGAAGCUUCCUUUAAUCGCAGCAUAGAUCUUAAAGCCCUUCACGGCCACACCAUCACGUCGGGUCUCAUCCGAGACCCUUUCGUAGCAAGUCGACUCGUUGAGUUCUGCUUCAAAUCGGGCCGAGGUGAUCCACAAUACGCCCGAGUCAUCUUCCACUCGUUGGAUCUGCCAGAUGUUUACACAUGGAACGCCAUGAUUAUUGGACAUGCCGAGCGCGACUCGCCCAAGUCCGGUGUUUCUUACUAUUUCCAGAUGCUAGCGCGGCGGGUCCCACCGGAUAAUUACACGUUUGCACUUGUUGUGAAGGCUUGCAUGAUGGGUAGUUGUGAGGACAAUGAGUUAGGGAGGAAGAUCCAUGGCCAGAUCUUGAAACAGGGGAUGGAGGAUUUGGUUGUUGUGAGGAACUCACUCAUGAACAUGUACUGCAAAAUGGGUCAAUUAGAGGUUGCUUGUUUGUUGUUCGAUGAGAGCUUGAAUUUGGAUUUAGUUUCAUGGAAUUCAAUGAUUUCUGCCUAUGGUAAACAUGGUAAUGUUGAAGCUGCAAGAGAGCUGUUUGAUAAAAUGCCCCAAAGAACUUUGGUUUCUUGGAGUGCCAUGAUUGAUGGAUAUGUAAAAAGUGGUAGUUUUGUUGAGGCUUUGAGGCUUUUCAGUGAGAUGCAAGCUUUGGGUGUGAAACCUGAUGUGGUCACACUGGUUACUGUGUUGAAGGCUUGUGCUAACUUAGGUGCACUUGAUCAGGGGAGAUGGGUUCACCUUUAUAUUGAUAGGAACAAGCUAGGGUGGGAGAGGAAUGUUGUUCUUGGGACUGCUCUUGUUGACAUGUAUGCUAAGUGUGGGUGCAUAGAUGUUGCAUUUGAAUUGUUUGAUGGGAUCCAUAUCAAGGAUGCUAUACUGUGGAAUGCAAUGAUUGGUGGGCUUGCAAUGCAUGGGCAUGGAUGGGAAGCAUUGGAGAUUUUUUCGAGGAUGCGGAGGCAUGGAAUGAUGCUGAAUGAGACGACAUUCUUGACUGUAAUUUCUGCUUGUGCCCAUUCAGGGAUGGCUGCUGAGGGAGUUGAGAUAUUUGAAUCCAUGAAGAGGGAAUAUGGCAUUGAGCCAAAGGUUGAGCACUAUGGGUGUUUGGCAGACCUCCUGGGCCGAGCUGGUCUAGUGCAUGAAGCCGAGGAGGUAUUAUGCAAUAUGCCUAUGGAACCUCUUGCUUCCCAGUGGGGUGCACUCAUGGCUGCUUGUAGGACACACAACAAUGUCGAGGUGGGAGAGCGUGUAGGAAAGCGUCUGAUAUUGAUGGAACCACUUGAUGGUGGCCGGUAUGUUCUAUUGUCAAACAUCUAUGCAGCUGCUGGCCGAUGGGAAGAUGCUAGGAAGACAAGGAGAGCAAUGGAAGAUAUAGGGGCGAAGAAAGAAACAGGAUGUAGUUUCAUAGAAUUGGAUGGGAACAUUCAUGAAUUCAUUGUUGGAGACACUAAUCAUCCUCAAAGUAGAGAGAUCUAUGGAAUGUUAGGUGAACUGAAAAGGGAGCUGAAGAUGGUUGGGACUGAAUAAUUUGCAUCUCAGGGCAUUGAUUGGGAAUGGAACAGUCCUUGAGAUUGUUCAUAAUCCCGGUCUAAUCUUCAAAAGAUCUGUUAGAGGGAGUAAUUUCUUCAAGGAAUUCAAGUUUUCUGCAUUAAAUACUCUCUGUACCUGUUGCAGUUCUGAAGAUGGUUUG
Telopea speciosissima is the source of this 1753-nucleotide messenger RNA. RefSeq names its product pentatricopeptide repeat-containing protein At5g66520-like. The transcript is spliced from 2 exons. Bases 25 to 1590 code for a protein of 521 amino acids. Gene Ontology annotation, molecular function: RNA binding; protein binding. Lineage: Eukaryota; Viridiplantae; Streptophyta; Magnoliopsida; Proteales; Proteaceae. Gene Ontology annotation, biological process: RNA modification. The record is from RefSeq and is a predicted model, not a curated record.